This is a messenger RNA of Lacerta agilis (Sand lizard), 840 nucleotides long. RefSeq names its product olfactory receptor 51H1-like. Gene Ontology annotation, molecular function: G protein-coupled receptor activity; olfactory receptor activity. Gene Ontology annotation, biological process: G protein-coupled receptor signaling pathway. The coding region runs from base 1 to 840 and encodes 279 amino acids. The record is from RefSeq and is a predicted model, not a curated record. The transcript has a single exon. Gene Ontology annotation, cellular component: membrane. Lineage: Eukaryota; Metazoa; Chordata; Lepidosauria; Squamata; Lacertidae.
AUGUCCUCCAUCACCAGGUUCAACGAGAGCCUUGUGAGCCACCAAACCUUUGUCCUGAUUGGCAUCCCUGGGAUGCAGGAGAAGAACUCUUGGGUGGCCUUCCCACUCUUUGUGCUCUACGCCCUGACUCUGCUUGGGAACAUCACAAUCCUCUAUGUCAUCAAGAUUGACCAAAGUCUCCAUGAGCCCAUGUACUUCUUCCUUUGCAUGCUCGCCUGCUCGGAUCUGGGCCUCUGCAUCUCCACCAUGCCAACAAUGCUGGGGGUCUAUUGGUUUGACUCGAGAGAAAUCCCACUCAAUGCCUGCAUCAGCCAGAUGUUCUUCAUCCAUACCUUUCAGUGGAUAGAGUCUGGCAUUCUUGUGGCAAUGGCAUUGGAUCGCUCGAUUGCCAUUCGUCAUCCACUGAGAUAUAGGUCACUUCUGCCAAAUUCAGCAAUUGUGAAAAUAGGCAUUGUUGUCUUCUCCAGAGGACUUUGUGUUAUUUUCCCAAUCCCUUUUCUUAUUAAACGGCUCCCUUUCUGCCAAUCCAAUGUCCUUUCUCACUCCUACUGUCUCCACCAAGAUGCCAUGAAGUUAGCCUGUGCAGACACAAGAGUCAACGUCUUAUAUGGUUUGACAGUAGUUAUUUCCUCUUUAGGGUUGGAUGUUGUGAGCAUUCUUGUAUCCUACAUCCUGAUUCUGAGGACUGUUUUGAGCAUUGCAACCCGAAAAGCGUGUCUGAAGGCUCUCAACACCUGUGUGGCCCACAUUUCUGCCAUCUUGAUCUUCUACAUCCCGAUGAUUGGCACCAGUAUGGCGCAUCGAUUUGGGAGAACCUUUCCCCCAUUGUCCACAUGCUGA